CAUAAAGUAACAGAGGAGGAGGACAUAGGGAGCUUGCAAAAAGUCGUUGGACCUAUUUAUCCUCGUCCCUUCACCAUUUUUCUUACUCUCUUCUUUCUCAACACACUGACAAAACAUACCAUUUCUCUCUUCCAGUUACAUUCUUCUUCUACUUAACUCGACAGAUCUUUGCUUACUUUUGUUCUGUUUUUUCCAACCAAACUUACAUAUCAUCGUUGUUACUCCUCACACAUGGGUCUGGUUAGUCUAUAGUCUCCAAGAAAGAAGAAGAAUCAGGGUCAAGCUUCAUCGGAUCUAAAGAUGGAUUACGAUCCAGCUCAUGCAGUGAGCAGAGGUGGGAGUAUGCGGCAAACCAUAAGUCGUAGUGUGAGCAAAGCAAGCAGAAACGUGGAGGACAUAUUCAAUACAAGCUCUAGACGAACCAAAUCCGUCAACGAAGACGAAGAAGCUCUCAAAUGGGCUGCCAUCGAGAAACUCCCUACCUACAGCCGUCUCCGCACCAGUCUCAUGCCCGAACUCGCCGAAAACGACGUCUACGGCAACCAAAUCCUCAACAAAGAAGUUGACGUCACCAAGCUCGACGGCGAAGAACGUCAGAAGUUCAUCGACAUGGUCUUCAAAGUGGCCGAGCAGGACAACGAACGGAUCUUGACCAAGCUCAGAAACAGGAUCGACCGUGUUGGGAUCCAACUUCCCACUGUGGAAGUGAGGUACGAAAACUUGACUAUCAGAGCUGACUGUUACACCGGUGAUAGAUCUCUUCCUUCGCUUCUAAACACGGUGAGGAACAUGGGAGAAGCUGCUCUAGCCUUGAUCGGAAUUAGGCUUGCCAAGAAAGCACAGCUCACUAUUCUCAAAGAUAUUUCCGGGAUCGUCAAACCUUCAAGGAUGACACUUUUGUUGGGUCCUCCCUCCUCCGGGAAGACCACGCUUCUGUUGGCUCUUGCCGGCAAACUCGACAAGUCUCUUGACGUCACUGGGGAGGUAACCUAUAAUGGUUACCGCCUCAACGAGUUUGUUCCAAUCAAAACCUCUGCUUACAUUAGCCAGAACGAUCUUCAUGUUGGUAUCAUGACUGUUAAAGAGACUCUUGAUUUCUCUGCUAGGUGCCAAGGUGUUGGUACUCGUUACGAUCUUCUAAAUGAGUUGGCAAGAAGAGAAAAGGACGCUGGGAUUUUCCCGGAAGCUGAUGUUGAUUUGUUCAUGAAGGCCUCUGCUGCUCAAGGUGUCAAGAGUAGUCUCAUCACUGAUUAUACUCUCAAAAUUCUGGGGCUUGACAUUUGCAAGGACACUAUAGUUGGAGAUGACAUGAUGAGAGGUAUUUCAGGAGGUCAGAAGAAGCGUGUGACAACUGGUGAGAUGAUCGUCGGACCGACUAAGACUCUGUUCAUGGAUGAGAUAUCCACCGGGCUUGACAGCUCCACUACUUUCCAAAUCGUGAAAUGCUUGCAACAGAUUGUUCACCUCACGGAAGCCACUGUGCUCAUAUCUCUUCUCCAGCCUGCUCCUGAGACGUUUGAUCUAUUCGACGAUAUCAUCCUAUUGUCGGAGGGUCAAAUUGUGUACCAGGGACCUAGAGACCACGUCCUAGAGUUCUUUGAGGGAUUUGGGUUCAAAUGCCCUGAAAGAAAAGGAACAGCUGAUUUCUUGCAAGAGGUUACAUCUAAGAAAGAUCAACAGCAGUAUUGGGUUGAUCCAAACAGACCGUAUAGAUACAUUACAGUGCCGGAGUUCGCCAGCAGCUUCAAGACAUUCCAUGUUGGAACUAAACUAUCUAACGAGCUAUCAGUACCGUUCGACAAGUCUAAAAGCCACAAAGCAGCUCUAGUGUUUGACAAAUACUCAAUGAAGAAAACAGAGCUUCUUAAAAGCUGUUGGGACAAAGAGUGGAUGCUCAUGAAGCGAAACUCCUUCUUCUAUGUCUUCAAAACCGUCCAAAUCAUCAUCAUUGCCGCAAUCACGUCAACCCUUUUCCUCAGAACCGAAAUGCACACAAGGAAUGAGAUUGACGCCAACAUCUACGUCGGUUCACUCCUAUUUGCGAUGAUCGUUAACAUGUUUAACGGUCUUGCGGAGAUGGCGAUGACGAUCCAGAGACUUCCCGUGUUCUACAAGCAAAGGGAUCUUUUGUUUCAUCCACCGUGGACAUACACGCUUCCCACAUUCUUGUUAGGGAUUCCAAUCUCCAUCUUCGAGUCUACAGCAUGGAUGGUGGUGACAUAUUACUCCAUAGGAUAUGCACCCGAGGCUAGCCGAUUCUUCAAACAGUUCUUAAUCAUUUUCUUGAUCCAACAAAUGGCUUCCGGGAUAUUCAGGUUCAUAGCAUCUACAUGUAGAACCAUGACCAUAGCCAAUACCGGGGGUGUGCUCGUUCUACUAGUCGUGUUCUUGACUGGAGGUUUCCUUCUUCCUCGGGGUGAGAUUCCUGUUUGGUGGAGAUGGGCUUAUUGGAUAUCCCCUCUUUCUUACGCUUUCAAUGGCCUCACCGUCAAUGAACUGUUUGCUCCUAGAUGGAUGAACAAAAUGUCUGCCGACAACACAACGAAGUUAGGAACAAGUGUGCUUAAUAUUUGGGAUGUAUUUGAUGACAAGAACUGGUACUGGAUAUCAGUUGGAGGCUUGCUUGCUUUUACUGUCGUCUUCAACGGCUUUUUUACACUGGCACUUACUUAUCUGGACCCCCUUGGGAAGGCACAAGCUAUACUUCCAAAAGAAGAAGACGAAGAGGCUGCAGCCAAUAAGGAAACUGAGAUGAAGAGUGUGGGCAACAAGAAAGGAAUGGUUCUCCCAUUUACUCCUCUAGCUAUGUCAUUUGACGAUGUUAAGUACUUUGUUGACAUGCCUGCGGAAAUGAGGGACCAAGGAGUUCAAGAAACCAGAUUACAACUUCUAAAAGGAGUGACAAGCGCGUUUAGGCCAGGAGUGUUGACGGCGUUAAUGGGGGUGAGCGGUGCAGGCAAGACAACUCUGAUGGACGUUUUGGCCGGAAGGAAAACAGGAGGAUACAUAGAAGGAGACAUAAGAGUAUCUGGAUUCCCAAAGAAACAGGAGACAUUUGCUAGAAUCUCUGGUUACUGUGAACAAACAGACAUUCACUCUCCACAAGUUACAGUAAGAGAAUCACUUAUCUUCUCUGCCUUCCUUCGCCUUGCUAAGGAAGUAAGCAAAGAGGAUAAAAUGAUGUUUGUGGAUCAAGUGAUGGAACUAGUGGAGUUGGUGGAUCUGAAAGAUGCAAUUGUUGGUUUACCUGGUGUCACGGGGCUUUCCACGGAACAGAGGAAGAGAUUAACAAUCGCGGUUGAGCUUGUGGCUAACCCUUCAAUCAUCUUCAUGGACGAGCCAACUUCAGGUUUGGAUGCUAGAGCAGCUGCCAUUGUGAUGAGAGCGGUGAGAAACACUGUGGACACAGGGAGAACUGUUGUGUGCACUAUCCACCAACCUAGCAUUGAUAUCUUUGAGGCGUUUGAUGAACUACUACUAAUGAAGAGAGGAGGACAUGUGAUAUACUCUGGUCCCUUAGGCCGAAACUCUCACAAGGUUGUUGAGUACUUUGAAUCCUUUCCUGGAGUGCCAAAGAUUCCCGAAAAGUACAACCCGGCCACUUGGAUGCUGGAAGCCAGCUCUCUUGCAGCCGAGUUGAAGCUAGGAGUGGACUUCGCUGAGCUAUAUAAGGCUUCAGCCUUAUGCCAGCGGAACAAGGCUCUGGUGCAAGAACUAAGCGUGCCUCCCCAAGGAGCAACUGAUCUUUACUUUGCUACACAGUUUUCGCAGAAUACAUGGGGACAAUUCAAAUCAUGCCUAUGGAAGCAGUGGUGGACUUAUUGGAGAUCUCCUGACUACAACCUUGUCCGGUUCAUCUUCACCUUGGCAACAUCUCUCAUGAUCGGCUCUGUCUUUUGGCAGAUUGGAGGUAAGAGAUCAAACGUACAAGACCUGACAAUGGUGAUUGGAGCAAUCUACGCAGCAGUUGUAUUCGUUGGUAUAAACAACUGCUCGACGGUACAACCAAUGGUGGCAAUUGAACGGACAGUGUUCUACAGGGAAAAAGCAGCCGGGAUGUACUCAGCCAUACCUUAUGCUAUCUCCCAAGUGACUUGUGAGCUACCCUAUGUCUUGGUCCAAACCACAUACUACUCUCUUAUCAUCUACGCUAUGGUUGGAUUCGAGUGGAAAGCUUCCAAGUUCUUGUGGUUCGUCUUCAUCAACUACUUCUCUUUCCUCUACUGGACCUACUACGGCAUGAUGACCGUGUCUCUCACACCUAACCAGCAAGUUGCUUCCAUCUUUGCAUCAGCCUUCUAUGGUAUUUUUAACCUCUUCUCUGGCUUCUUCAUCCCUAGACCCAAGAUUCCAAAGUGGUGGGUGUGGUAUUACUGGAUCUGCCCUGUCGCUUGGACAAUAUACGGCUUGAUCACUUCUCAAUACGGUGACGUUGAGACUCGCAUUGCUUCUCUUGGUGGCCCUGUUGACCUCACUGUCAAGCAAUACAUUAAAGACCAAUACGGUUUUGAAUCAGACUUCAUGGGUCCUGUCGCCGGAGUACUCGUUGGCUUCACCGUCUUCUUUGCCUUCAUCUUCGCAUUUUGCAUCAGGACUCUCAACUUCCAGACUAGAUAACCACUCUACACUAGACUCCGUUUUCUUGUGAAACAUUUCUUGCAAUAAAAAAGCUCUUUGCUUCUUUAAUUUUUUUUUUUUGUUUUCUCUUAAUUUGACUUUAUUUUUGUUCUAUUGUAUAAAAACUAUUCAUCAAGACCUUUUUAGAAAUAAAAAGUUGCAUUCUACGAAACU
Messenger RNA from Capsella rubella, 4791 nucleotides. Its product is annotated as ABC transporter G family member 35. NCBI's taxonomy places the organism in Eukaryota, Viridiplantae, Streptophyta, Magnoliopsida, Brassicales, Brassicaceae. The record is from RefSeq and is a predicted model, not a curated record. The transcript is spliced from 9 exons. Gene Ontology annotation, cellular component: membrane. Bases 301 to 4617 code for a protein of 1438 amino acids. Gene Ontology annotation, molecular function: ABC-type transporter activity; ATP hydrolysis activity; ATP binding.